AUGGCUGCUGACGCUUUCGAGCUGAAGGUGAAGGGCCUCAAGGCUCUGGGUUUCGUGUUUGUGUCCUCUCCUCUCAAAAGUGUUACUAUGCCCCAGUUGUGCGAGGUAGUGAAGGGAUUCACAUGGACCGUCUAUGCCGUAUGUGUUGGGGAGCAGGAGACAGCGGAUGAUUUGUACGAGAAUUAUGGUAACUGA
Molecule: messenger RNA, 195 nt
Organism: Colletotrichum gloeosporioides
Lineage: Eukaryota; Fungi; Ascomycota; Sordariomycetes; Glomerellales; Glomerellaceae
Exons: 2
Coding region: 1-195 (64 amino acids)
Source: RefSeq, a predicted model, not a curated record